Myotis davidii is the source of this 2143-nucleotide messenger RNA. It is a transcript of the gene RARS1, whose product is annotated as arginyl-tRNA synthetase. Lineage: Eukaryota; Metazoa; Chordata; Mammalia; Chiroptera; Vespertilionidae. Gene Ontology annotation, cellular component: cytoplasm. The record is from RefSeq and is a predicted model, not a curated record. Gene Ontology annotation, biological process: arginyl-tRNA aminoacylation. The transcript is spliced from 15 exons. Bases 48 to 2030 code for a protein of 660 amino acids. Gene Ontology annotation, molecular function: ATP binding; arginine-tRNA ligase activity.
GCUGUUUCCGCUUCCGGCUACUUGUUGCGCGAGACGCUGACAGGAGCAUGGACGGGCUGGUGGCUCAGUGCUCCGCGCGGCUGCAGCAGCAGGAAAGAGAGAUCAAGUCUCUGACGGCUGAAAUUGAUCGGCUGAAAAACGGUGGCUGUUUAGAAGCUUCUCCGAAUUUGGAGCAGCUGCGGGAAGAAAACUUAAAAUUAAAGUAUCGACUGAAUAUCCUGCGAAAGAGUCUUCAAGCAGAAAGGAACAGACCAACUAAAAAUAUGAUUAACAUCAAUCGCCGCCUACAAGAGGUCUUUGGCUGUGCCAUUAAGGCUGCGUAUCCAGAUUUGGAAAAUCCUCCUCUACUAGUGACACCAAGUCAGCAGCCCAAGUUUGGGGACUAUCAGUGUAACAGUGCUAUGGGUAUCUCUCAGAUGCUCAAAACCAAGGAACAGAGAGUUAAUCCAAGAGAAAUUGCCGAAAACAUUACCAAACACCUCCCAGACAAUGAAUAUAUUGAAAAAGUUGAAAUUGCUGGUCCUGGUUUUAUUAAUGUCCACUUAAGAAAGAACUUUGUAUCAAAGCAGUUGACCAAUCUCCUAGUGAAUGGUGUUCAACUACCUGCCCUUGGAGAGAACAAAAAGGUUGUAGUUGACUUUUCCUCUCCCAACAUAGCCAAAGAGAUGCACGUGGGCCAUCUCAGGUCAACUAUCAUAGGAGAGAGCAUGUGCCGCCUCUUUGAAUUUGCAGGAUAUGAUGUGCUAAGAUUAAACCAUAUAGGAGAUUGGGGAACCCAGUUUGGCAUGCUCAUCGCUCACCUGCAGGAUAAAUUUCCAGAUUACCUAACAGUUUCACCUCCUAUUGGGGAUCUGCAGGCCUUUUAUAAGGAAUCCAAGAAGAGAUUUGAUACUGAGGAGGAAUUUAAGAAGCGAGCGUACCAGUGUGUAGUUCUGCUCCAGAGUAAGGAUCCAGAUAUCAUAAAAGGUUGGAAGCUUAUCUGUGAUGUCUCCCGCCAAGAGUUUAAUAAAAUCUACGAUGCAUUGGACAUCUCUUUAAUAGAGAGGGGGGAGUCCUUCUAUCAAGAUAGGAUGAAUGAUGUUGUAAAGGAAUUUGAAGAUAAAGGAUUUGUGCAAGUGGAUGAUGGCAGAAAGAUUGUAUUUGUCCCAGGAUGUUCCAUACCUUUAACCAUAGUGAAGUCCGAUGGAGGUUAUACCUAUGAUACAUCUGACCUGGCUGCUCUUAAACAAAGACUAAUUGAGGAAAAAGCAAAUACAAUUAUCUACGUGGUGGACAGUGGACAAGCUGUGCACUUCCAGACAGUAUUUGCUGCUGGCCAAAUGAUUGGUUGGUAUGACCCUAAAGUAACUCGGGUGUAUCAUGCUGGAUUUGGUGUGGUGCUGGGGGAAGACAAAAAGAAGUUCAAAACACGUUCAGGUGAAACAGUGCGCCUCAUAGACCUUUUGGAAGAAGGACUAAAACGAUCCAUGGACAAAUUGAAGGAAAAAGAAAGAGACAAGGUUCUAACCCCAGAGGAACUGAAGGCUGCUCAGACAUCCGUUGCUUACGGCUGUAUCAAAUAUGCUGAUCUCUCCCAUAACCGGUUGAAUGACUACAUCUUCUCCUUUGACAAAAUGCUGGACGAUAGAGGAAACACAGCUGCUUACUUGUUGUAUGCCUUCACCAGAAUCAGGUCUAUUGCUCGUCUGGCCAAUAUUGAUGAAGAGAUGCUCCGGAAAGCCGCUCGAGAGACCGAGAUCACCUUGGACCACGAGAAGGAAUGGAAACUGGGCCGGUGUAUCCUACGGUUCCCUGAGAUUCUGCAAAAGAUUUUGGAUGACCUGUUUCUCCACACUCUCUGUGAUUAUAUCUAUGAGCUGGCAACUACUUUCACUGAAUUUUAUGAUAACUGCUAUUGUGUGGAGAAAGAUCGGCAAACUGGAAAAGUGUUGAAGGUGAACAUGGGCCGUAUGCUGCUGUGUGAAGCAGUGACUGCUGUCAUGGCCAAAGGGUUCGAUAUCCUGGGAAUAAAACCCGUCCAAAGAAUGUAAUCUUUCUAGGUUUGAACACUGUGUGUUUUUACCAAAGUGGCCAUUCGCACUGUUGGCUUUUUUACAAUCAUGUGGAUAUAAAAACAAGUAAAAGGAAAUUUGUCAACUACCUA